GCUACAGUGAAAACAUGGCGGCCACCACAGCAGCGCCUGCGACUGACAGUGUUCGCGAACGAGCAUUGGCAGAUUAUAGAAAGAAAUUGCUGGAACAUAAAGAACUCGAAGCGAGACUUAAAGAGAUGCGUGAACAGUUGAAAGAAUUGACGAAACAGUAUGAGAAAUCUGAAAAUGAUCUGAAAGCGCUGCAGAGUGUUGGGCAGAUUGUAGGGGAGGUUUUAAAGCAGCUGACAGAAGAAAAGUUCAUUGUAAAAGCCACAAAUGGCCCACGGUAUGUGGUCGGGUGUCGUCGACAGCUGGACAAGGCUAAACUCAAGUCUGGGACAAGAGUGGCCUUGGACAUGACAACACUUACAAUUAUGAGGUAUCUGCCUCGUGAAGUUGACCCACUGGUAUACAAUAUGUCCAAUGAAGAUCCAGGGGAUAUCAGUUACAACCAGAUUGGUGGCUUAGGGGAGCAGAUCAGAGAACUGAGAGAGGUGAUAGAGCUGCCAUUAUUGAACCCAGAGCUGUUUCAGCGAGUGGGCAUCACCCCUCCCAAAGGGUGUUUGUUGUAUGGACCACCGGGUACAGGGAAAACUCUCUUGGCAAGAGCUGUGGCUAGUCAGCUGGAAGCUAAUUUUCUCAAGGUGGUGUCCAGUGCUAUUGUAGAUAAAUACAUAGGAGAAAGUGCUCGGUUGAUUAGAGAGAUGUUUGGCUAUGCUAGAGAUCACCAACCCUGUAUCAUUUUCAUGGAUGAAAUUGAUGCUAUUGGUGGCCGAAGAUUCUCCGAGGGAACAUCAGCAGACAGAGAAAUACAGAGGACUUUAAUGGAGCUGUUAAAUCAGAUGGAUGGAUUUGACGCCCUAGGCCAGGUGAAGAUCAUCAUGGCUACCAACAGACCAGAUACUUUAGAUCCAGCUCUCCUUCGGCCGGGCAGAUUGGACAGAAAAAUAGAAAUUCCAUUACCAAAUGAACAAGCCAGACUGGACAUCUUGAAAAUCCAUGCAUCCCCCAUAGCCAAACAUGGAGAAAUAGACUGGGAAGCUGUGGUGAAAUUGUCAGAAGACUUCAACGGAGCUGAUCUACGAAAUGUAUGCACAGAGGCAGGUAUGUUUGCCAUUCGGGCUGAGAGAGAUUACGUUAUUGAGGAAGAUUUCAUGAAGGCUGUGAGAAAGGUGGCAGACAACAAGAAGCUGGAGUCUAAGCUAGACUAUAAACCACUGUAAAGGCACACCAUCAAAGUAGAAAACAGCGAUUUUGAGGAUGGUUUUUAGCUGUGAAGGAAAUACUGCAGGAAACUUUACUGACACAUUGAUUGGGAAUUUUGUGUAGCAAUGUACAUGUUUAAGAAAUAAUAUUGUACCUGGAAGACAAUUAAACAUCCCUUAUCCCCUACUCUCGCUUUUUGUUCCAU
Molecule: messenger RNA, 1399 nt
Organism: Liolophura sinensis
Lineage: Eukaryota; Metazoa; Mollusca; Polyplacophora; Chitonida; Chitonidae
Product: 26S proteasome regulatory subunit 10B
Exons: 12
Coding region: 15-1211 (398 amino acids)
Molecular function (GO): ATP hydrolysis activity; ATP binding
Source: RefSeq, a predicted model, not a curated record